Messenger RNA from Soboliphyme baturini, 401 nucleotides. Lineage: Eukaryota; Metazoa; Nematoda; Enoplea; Dioctophymatida; Soboliphymatidae. The record is from the annotation of a GenBank genome assembly.
AUCGAAACGUUCGAACAGGACAGCAACAUGAGUACCGUUGAGAAGUUAAUGAAAGAAGUCGCGCCGAUCAGCGAAAACCCUGUCGCCAAGGUGACGAUCGUCGGAGUUGGACAAGUGGGAAUGGCUUGCGCCUUCAGUAUCUUGACAUCGCAAAUAGCAAGCGAGAUAGCUUUGGUCGAUGUUGACCAGCAUAAGCUCAGGGGAGAAAUGAUGGAUUUGCAGCAAGGCAUGGCUUUCACGCGAUCCUGUAAAAUUAAAGCAGAUACAGAUUACGCCGUCACUGCAAAUUCGAAAAUUUGUGUAGUCACUGCUGGUGCUCGCCAGAGACCGGACGAAACUCGAUUAAGUUUGGUACAUCGUAACGUGGAAAUAUUCAAAAGUACAUAUGAUGUUUGGUAAUU